AUCCAAAUCACAAAAUCUCAUGAAUAAAAUCAACCUUACAAAAGGAUGAUAAAAUCUAAAACUUAUACCCCAAUUGAAUGGCUAGCCUUCUAAUUCGUCACUCCCCUCGGUUUCCUCGUCCUCGGUUACGCUUCCUGAAAUGGUGGACAAGGAAAACUAUGAGAUAACUCAGUAAGUAAAUAUGGAUAGCCCUUGGGUAAAAACUUUUAAGCAUGCCAGAUAAACAGUUUAAUAUAACCAAAACGCUCAGUGACAAAAUCAGAUUCAGUUCAAUUGCAAAGCAUUCAUGACAAACCGUUCAUGCAGAAUAAAACUCAGUUCAGUAGUCUCAUCCAUAAGUCAUGGCCAGUGUUUAACACACUCCCACUGGCAGGCAUCAAUAAUGGUACCAGUGUUUACAAACUCCCACUAGUAGGCGUCAGUAAUAGUGCCAGUGUUUACAACUCCCACUGGCAGGCGUCAGUAAUAGUGCCAGUGUUUACAACUCCCACUGGCAGGCGUCAGUAAUAGUGCCAGUGUUUACAGCUCCCACUGGCAGGCGUCAGUAAUAGUGCCAGUGUUUAACCCCAUAGGCAGGGUGAACCGGUUCCACAGAAAUACAUGUCGACAUGUGCUAGCGUUUACAGCUCCCACUAGCAAGCGUCAGUAAUCAUGACUAUAUCCGAGACAAAUCCAUGCAAGAUUUACAGAAAAACCCGAAUUUCACAAUCAAUCCCGAAUUUCAGAACAAACCAGAAAAUUUCCA
Molecule: messenger RNA, 745 nt
Organism: Rubroshorea leprosula
Lineage: Eukaryota; Viridiplantae; Streptophyta; Magnoliopsida; Malvales; Dipterocarpaceae
Source: the annotation of a GenBank genome assembly